AUGCUGGAUAAGACCACCCGUCACUGUGACUCUUCUCUGUGUCACUGUGACAUCAUGCUGGAUAAGACCACCCGCCACUGUGACUCUUCUCUGUGUCACUGUGACAUCAUGCUGGAUAAGACCACCCGCCACUGUGACUCUUCUCUGUGUCACUGUGACAUCAUGCUGGAUAGGACCACUCGCCACUGUGACUCUUCUCUGUGUCACUGUGACAUGCUGGAUAGGACCACUCGCCACUGUGACUCUUCUCUGUGUCACUGUGACAUGCUGGAUAAGACCACUCGCCACUGUGACUCUUCUCUGUGUCACUGUGACAUGCUGGAUAGGACCACUCGCCACUGUGACUCUUCUCUGUGUCACUGUGUGACACACUGA
This is a messenger RNA of Procambarus clarkii (red swamp crayfish), 375 nucleotides long. The record is from RefSeq and is a predicted model, not a curated record. Lineage: Eukaryota; Metazoa; Arthropoda; Malacostraca; Decapoda; Cambaridae.